Molecule: messenger RNA, 3157 nt
Organism: Ostrea edulis (European flat oyster)
Lineage: Eukaryota; Metazoa; Mollusca; Bivalvia; Ostreida; Ostreidae
Product: core-binding factor subunit beta-like
Exons: 7
Coding region: 10-795 (261 amino acids)
Biological process (GO): regulation of transcription by RNA polymerase II
Cellular component (GO): nucleus; core-binding factor complex
Molecular function (GO): sequence-specific DNA binding; transcription coactivator activity
Source: RefSeq, a predicted model, not a curated record
GUUCGUGUAAUGUGUAGUAUUGUUGUGUUUAGCAUGAAUGAAGUUGACUCAGAAAGCAUGCUGUCAGUACUUACAAACACGUUGUCUUGUGAAGUCGGAACUAUCACUCAAAGAAAAAUGCCGAGAGUUGUGCCUGAUCAAAGAUCGACUUUCGAUAAUGAUGAACUGUUUCGAAGACUCAGUAGAGAAUGUGAGGUGAAAUACACGGGAUUCAGAGAUCGGCCGUUAGAGGAGAGACAGUUAAGAUUUCAAACGGAAUGUCGGGAGGGUCACGCCGAUAUAGCCUUUGUAGCCACGGGGACGAAUCUACAAUUAAACUUUGAGUCUAACGCGUGGUCAGACAAAGAUGAAGACCGAAUACCUACCAGGGAAUAUGUAGAUUUUGAACGAGAGCCAGGCAAGGUUCACCUCAAGUCCCAGUUCAUCAUGAAUGGAGUUUGUGUUUUAUGGAGGGGGUGGAUAGACCUGCACAGAUUAGACGGAAUCGGCUGUAUAGAGUUUGACUCUGAAAGAGCUGAGGUUGAGGACCAGUUAUACCGCCAACAAAUAGAACAAUAUAACCAAAGGUUGCGCGAGUUUGAGGAACGACAGCGGCAGUACCGAGAGCAGCAGGAGAGACGAUCUCACGACGAGCAGGAGGUGAGUUCAGGCCCACUAACCAGGGGAAUGAAACCCGUCCCGGAGCUGGCAGCAAAACAAGGGGGGAGAGUUCUCGUGCCAGUCCCGCUGAGGCCAGUGGCAGUGAAUGACAGGCGCUCCCUGUUGCCAUGGAGACAUCGAAUGUACAUUCUGUAAAUAAGAGAUAUGUCCUGUCCAAGGGCCUAUAUAUUUUAUGAACUGAUUAGUUCAUGUGAUUGUCCAGAGGUUUUUGAAUGGCAUGGAACAAUAUCCGACAAUUAGCGAGGUUAUUGCUACGUUGGGGUUUGUGGAAUCCAGAACUUCUUGCAUUCCAGAUUACAGGAAACAUAGUCAUGUGGAAGUUAAGCAAUCUAUUUAUCGUCUACUAUUCUAUCUUCUAUCAUCUGCUAUUCUCACUUGGAACUAUCGUCUGCUAUUCUAACUCCUAUCUUCUGUUCUUCUAUCUUCUGUUAUUUUAACGUCUGCUGUUCUAUCUUCUAUCGUCUGCUGUUCUAUCUUCUAUCGUCUGCUAUUCUAUCUUCUGCUAUUCUAUCGUCUGCUAUUCUAUCUUCUGUUAUUCUAUCUUCUAACGUCUGCUAUUCUAACUUCUAUCUUCUGCUAUUUUAUCUUCUGUUAUUCUAACGUCUGCUAUUCUAUCUUCUGCUAUUCUAUCUUCUAUCUUCUGACUUCUUUCUGGUUGCUUAUUUAUUUACUACUAUGUUUCAUAUAUUUUCCCGGUUAUAUACCUGAGACCAUUUUUCUCAUGGUACCCAAGAUUUUUCUCUUCUGGCCAAUUUUUGCCAGAAAAUGAGACAAACUGCCUUCGUUCUCAUUCCUUUAUCGUUGGUUGCCUGUAUCUGGUUUGUGAGAAUAAUUGCAGAAGAAGGCCCGAGAAUGAUGUUGCGUGGCUCACUUGACCGGUGCUGGAGAUGUACAACACACUAAUUACCACAUUAGUACGGAGAAAUUAAGUCCAGUCAAUAUAGUAUUUUAUUAGCUUGAUUGUAUUUUAUCAAACUUUUUACACAUUUGCUAUGUAUUGAUAUAUUUUCUGUCUCGGUGUCCAUUUUCCACAUCGUUUUAUAAUAAUUACUUUGCCGUAUUCAUCAUGAUUGUCUCUCAGCUUAUUUUGUUGUGCUUAACGUUGAAAAUGAUCGCACAAUUGAAACGAUCUAUUCAACUACACGUGUUUUGAUUAAAAACUAGAAUGUCUUCUUUGGUUUGUUAAACGUUGGACGGUGUGUUAUGCAUUUUUUCUGCGAUGUUUGCGACCUUCAUGUCCCGUUUAAAAUAGCAAACCAAAGAAAGACAUUUUUUUUUUAUUCUUCUGUAUUUUGUUAAAUAUAAACAUAUUCAAGUACGUAAAAUAUAGGUAUCGUUGACUUAUAAAUUCUGUAAAUGUAACAGGUAAACAGGCAUUGACUUGUGCCCAUAUUUGGUAAUGAUUUCCAUAUUUGAACGAUGGUAAAAGGAAAUAGUCCAAAAAGGACAAACUCUAAGCGCUUAAAACGGAAUAUUAAAACAAAAAUAUUUAUUUUGGCCGGGUUGAACAACUUGCAUUCCGCUUAUAGCACGGUGAAUGGCGGGCUGGUGGGCAUCCAUGUAAUAUGCCUAUCACACCUCUAGUUUGACAUUCCUCAAAUUUUGUACCGUUGUUAUGAACACAUUGAAAAUGUGCAUGUCUUUUUGAAAGUGAUCAGACAUUUUUUGAAAAUUUUACAUCUAGUUGGACAUUGUCAUUUUUAAGCAUGUUUUGAAUAGACGGUACCCAUUUUGGGUAAUCAACUCCUCUCACACCUCUAACCUGACAUUCCUUAAAUUUUGUACCGUUCUUAUGGACACAUUGAAGAUGUGCAUGUGUCUUUUUAAAAAUGAUGAGACAUUUUUUGAAAAUUUUACAUGUAGUUGGACUUUUUUUAAAGCAUGACAGCAUUUAUUUGAUAUCCUUCAAACCUUGUGCAGCCGAAUUACGGAAGCAUUGAAGAUGUGCGUGUCUAUUUGGAAGUGAUCAGACAUUCUUCAAGAAGUUUACAUGUAGUUGAACUUUGUCAUUUUUAAGCAUGGCACUUACUCUGUGUAACCAACUCCUCUCACAGCUUUUACUUGACAUUUUUCAGACCUUGUACAUUAUGGUUGUUAUAAAAACAUUGAGGAUGUACAUGUGCCAUUUUAAAAGUGCCUCUGUUUUGGGGUUUUUUUUUUGUUGUUGUUGAAAUUUUACAUUUAAUAUGUCAUUUUUCCGGUAUGUUUUGUACAAAAAAAGUUACCUACAUAAUCUGGUUUUAUCAUAAAUGCAUACGAAAACCCGAGGCAUCUCUAGAGUACAGACUUCUUAAAAGCAUUGCAUAAUUGAUUCUCUACCACAAAUUCAGUUUCUUUUUAUUUCAUCUGGAUUCAUGUACUGCUGUCUCUAUGAUAGAUAACAUAUUAUAAAGCAACCCGGCCAUUUCUGUUUUAGAAUCAAUUUUUCUUUAUUGAAUUGCAAGUCAAUCUACACGUCACUGCACACUGCUUUAACCCAGUUGUUUGUUAAUUUGUU